Molecule: messenger RNA, 910 nt
Organism: Cyprinus carpio (common carp)
Lineage: Eukaryota; Metazoa; Chordata; Actinopteri; Cypriniformes; Cyprinidae
Exons: 4
Coding region: 110-793 (227 amino acids)
Source: RefSeq, a predicted model, not a curated record
GAGGAGUUUAUUCACACUCACUGCAGAGAUUCACUGAAGCACUUUGUUACAAAGCAUUUUCAAAAGUCAGAACUCCAUUAUUAUAAUCUCUUGUGAAACUCUACAGAAAAUGUUUGAGAUGUUUAUUUUCUUCUGCUUGUGGAGUCUGCCGGGUGUGUUUGGUGUUGAUGCAGUGCAGUCAGUAUCAGUGACGGAGGGAGAAUCUGUCACUCUAAAUGUGACUGAUAUACAGACGAAUGAUGAGAUCGAGUGGCAGUUUGGACGAAUCCUCAUUGCUGAAAUCAACAUAAAGAACAAAAAGAGCACAUUUUAUAAUGAUAGUGCUGCUGGGAGAUUCAGAGACAGACUGAAGCUGGAUCAGACUGGAUCUCUGAUCAUCACAAACACCAGAACCACAGACUCUGAACUUUAUACAGUAACCAGCAGCACAAGAAAUACUCUGCUCAACACAUUUAAUCUUACAGUCUUUGCUCCUCUGCCUGUUCCUGUCCUCGGCAUUUACUGUCCAAAAAAUUCAUCAUCUUCAUCACAGCAGAAUUGUUCAUUGGUGUGUUCAGUGGAGAAUGUGGGUCAUGUGACUCUCUCCUGGUACAAAGGAAACAGUUUAUUGUCCAGCAUCAGUGUGUCUGAUCUCAGCAUCAGUCUCUCUCUACCUCUGGAGGUUGAGUGUCUGGAUGAUUCGUACAGGUUGAUGGUGAACAAUCCCAUCAGAAACCAGACUCAACAUCUGGACCUCAGCCAAAUCACAUGUUCAGACUAUCGUUGUUGUGGUUCUACUGAAGCUGCGAUCUGAUUGGCUCUCUCUGCUCUGGUGGGCGUGGCUGCUGUUGCUGUGCUGGUUAAUGACAUCAGAUCCAGAAGUCUUCAACAGAAGAGAGAGCAGACGUCACCAUCAGACAACGAUUGAUCA